AUGCGCCCGUUGCUGCAGGGCUUCCGCGGGUCGUGUACAGCGCGCGGCGGCGUGGCGGCCCACUCGCUGCCACUUCUCGCGCUGCGCGGCGGCGCGGCCGGCGCCGACGUCUCUCAGCUCGUGCUUGAUGCGACCUUCUACCUGGGCACUGCGAUGGCAUCGAUGGCGGGCACCAUCACAGCAGGCUCGUGCGAGAUGGACCUCUUCGGCUGCACGAUCGUGGGCACGCUCACAGCCAUCGGAGGCGGCACGAUCCGCGACAUCAUCCUCGGCCGCACCGUCUACUGGCUGACCGACACGUCGCACCUCACCAUCGCGCUCGCCGUCUCGGUCGCCAUCUUCCUCACCUGGCCCGCCCUCGUCUCGCUCGGGCUGCGAGACUCGCACCUGGCCUUCCUGUGGAGCGACGCGCUCGGCAUGCAGCACAUGCGAAGAUCGCGAUCCUCUGCGGCGUGCUCACCUCCAUCGGCGGAGGAGCGAGAUCCGACGUCGCCGGUCCCGCUCCCCGCCGGGGCGGAGUACUUUGUGCCGUGGCUCUUUUGCCUGCUGCUGCGCGCCGCCGCCUGGACCUUCCGGCUCGCGCUGCCCCACUGGGCCCGCAAGCGGCAGUCCAUCUUCGACUUGCGCGGCGCGCCUCCCCCGCUCGAGGCGCAGCCCUCUCCGCGCCCCAUCGCCCCAUCGCUUUUCCCGCGCGCCGUGCCAUGGACAGGCUCGCUCUCGCUCGAGCCGCAGAAGCCGCAGUUCCAGGUGGGCCGGCUGCUGCUCGGGCCGAAGCAGAGGCGCCGCUUUGGCCUGCCGCAGCUGCUGGUGCCCAAGGGGCGGCGGGGGCGGCGGAAGGUGCCGCCGCCGGCCGACGAGUUCGACUAG
Messenger RNA from Emiliania huxleyi CCMP1516, 867 nucleotides. RefSeq lists its product as hypothetical. The record is from RefSeq and is a predicted model, not a curated record. Bases 1 to 867 code for a protein of 288 amino acids. Gene Ontology annotation, cellular component: plasma membrane. Lineage: Eukaryota; Haptophyta; Isochrysidales; Noelaerhabdaceae. The transcript is spliced from 5 exons.